AUGGUGAUGAAUCAAAAAGUUAUGCGACAAACUUUUAUGGUUCUAUAUUUUCUUCUUCUGAGCUAUAAUGGGGUUCAAGGAGAAAAAAAGAGGUAUUCGGAACUAGAGGACUUGGAUUUGGAAAAGCAACUUGAACUUUUGAACAAGCCGGCCGUCAAAACAAUAGAGACUACAUAUGGGGAUUUAUACGAUUGUGUGAAUUUUUACAAGCAACCUGCAUUUAAUCAUCCAUUGCUGCGGAAUCAUCAUUUUCAUCCUGAGAUGAAACCUACUUUACACAGGUUAAAGCAGCAUUCAGGUACCUCUACAACUAGAGGGUUAUCAACAAUAUGGCUAAACGGUGAAGGUUGUCCCGUUGGAACAGUUCCUAUUAAAAGGAUUAGCAAAGAAGAUCUUAUUAGACAAAGACAUAUUCCACCACCAGAAGAUGUAACAUUUGAUGUCCAAUUGGCUGUUGCUAACAAUAGUGAGCCAAAAAGAAAAUUCAAAUCUUCGCAAGGAUACAAGGUUGCAAUAGCUCGAACUCAAAAUGAUCCAAACAAUAAGUUUGCGGGAGCAACAAUGGCAACGAGUUUAUGGAAUCCUCACGUUGAAGGUCAGCAACAUAGUGCAAGUCGAUUAAAAAUUCAAAAAGGGUCAGAUGUUGUACAAGUUGGAUGGAGAGUGGAUCCAACACUUUACGGGGAUACUAAAACUAGGCUCUUUAUUCAUUUUCAGGCUGGUAAAAUGCAUUGCUUCAAUACACUAUGCUCUGGCUUUGUAUUGGUGAACACUAAGGUACCUAUUGAUAAGAGGAUCUUCACUGAUUUAAAAAGCUUUGCUACAAAUGUUGAGUGGGGAGGAGUAGCAUAUAGUCCAUCAGGUGUUCCUGGACCCCCAAUGGGCUCCGGACUUUUUCCCAUUGGAAACACAGGUCAUGAAGCUUAUUGUAGACAGAUUACAAUUCUAAAUGAUAAAGGUAAAACCAUAGAUGAAGAUAAAACUACCGCAUAUGCAGACAAUCCUAAUUUAUACAGGGUUGUUGAUAUACCUCAUUGGCAAGCUGCAGAGCGUCAACAUUUUGUACUCUAUGGGGGACCUGGAGAUUGGUUGAAGCUAUUGAUGUCUGGUUCCUUCGCACUAGCGAAAGGAGUGGCCACAUGUGCGGCUGGUGAUGCACAGAUGGUGAGAAAACGUGCUACCGGGCCGGGUAGACAGCCACCAGCACCUACAGAUCUACCACUUGCUCCAGUUAUAAAGCAGAUCCUAGAUGGGGUUGAGCCGAUAGGACCAGCUCAGGACCAGCUGUGCCCAUUCCUUGCUCAGGUGGUUUCAGUUCCGACCACGCUAGCCACUUCUCAGGCCAGGGGAGGUGCUCAAUCUCUCGAUGCCCGUACUCUAGAGCAGGCAGUUUAG
This is a messenger RNA of Nicotiana tabacum (common tobacco), 1395 nucleotides long. Lineage: Eukaryota; Viridiplantae; Streptophyta; Magnoliopsida; Solanales; Solanaceae. The record is from RefSeq and is a predicted model, not a curated record.